AUGUCCUGCUACGACCUGUGCCCCACCUCUGCCUGCGGCAUCAGCCGGCCCCAGCCCCUGGCCGACAGCGCCAACGAGCCCUGCGUGCGGCAGUGCCCUGACUCCAGCGCCCUGAUCCAGCCCCCCCCGGUGGUGGUCACCUUCCCUGGGCCCAUCCUCAGCUCCUUCCCCCAGAGCUCCGUGGUGGGAUCCUCUGGAGCUCCUGUCCUUGGGGCUUCUGGAGGCUCCCUGGGCUAUGGGGGUCUGGGAGGCUAUGGGGGCUCCUCCCUGGGCUAUGGGGGUCUGGGAGGCUAUGGGGGUCUGUAUGGCUAUGGAGGCUCCUCCCUGGGCUAUGGGGGUCUGUAUGGCUAUGGAGGCUCCUCCCUAGGCUAUGGGGGCUAUGGGGGUCUGUAUGGCUAUGGAGGCUCCUCCCUGGGCUACAGGGGCCUGUAUGGCUACGGCAGAUCCUUUGGCUCUGGCUCCUGCAGCCCUUCCUCCUACCAGUUCAGCAGGUACCGCCGUGGCAGCUGUGGGCCCUGCUAG
Pogoniulus pusillus (Red-fronted tinkerbird) is the source of this 522-nucleotide messenger RNA. RefSeq names its product scale keratin-like. Lineage: Eukaryota; Metazoa; Chordata; Aves; Piciformes; Lybiidae. Bases 1 to 522 code for a protein of 173 amino acids. Gene Ontology annotation, cellular component: intermediate filament. Gene Ontology annotation, molecular function: structural constituent of cytoskeleton. The transcript has 2 exons. The record is from RefSeq and is a predicted model, not a curated record.